Messenger RNA from Nematocida ausubeli, 495 nucleotides. RefSeq lists its product as uncharacterized. The record is from RefSeq and is a predicted model, not a curated record. Lineage: Eukaryota; Fungi; Microsporidia. Gene Ontology annotation, cellular component: nucleus. Gene Ontology annotation, biological process: transcription antitermination; transcription elongation by RNA polymerase I; transcription elongation by RNA polymerase II. The coding region runs from base 1 to 495 and encodes 164 amino acids. Gene Ontology annotation, molecular function: nucleic acid binding; zinc ion binding. The transcript has a single exon.
AUGGACUGUCCUGCUACUAGAAGAAGAUGCAAAGAGGAAUUUAUGAAAGUAUUUGGGCAGCAGUUGGAGGGAACUGACCCAGAGAGAUCAACCCUGCUGGGAAACCUACUAGAAGAAGAAAUACACAGAACUACAACAACACGCACAGAUUAUGGCACUCUUUUUAGAACAAAGUAUUUGAAUCUAAAAGAUGCAUCAAAUAAGUGGCUGUGCACGUCUGUCUACAAUGGUGUCCUUGAAAUAGACAAGUUUAUAGCCAUGACAGGCGAGGAUAUGAAAAGCAAGGAGUUAAAAGAGCUAGAAGCAAAGAUAUUCCAGAGAGCCCUUCUUGACACCACAAUUGCCCAGCAGGAGGCAGAGACAGACAUCUUCUUCUGCACGAAGUGCAAGCAAAGAAAGUGCACUUACAGGCAGCUGCAGACCAGAAGUGCAGAUGAACCCAUGACCACGUACGUUCACUGCGUUGUCUGCAAGAACAACUGGAAGUUCUGCUAG